Mesorhabditis spiculigera is the source of this 742-nucleotide messenger RNA. The record is from the annotation of a GenBank genome assembly. NCBI's taxonomy places the organism in Eukaryota, Metazoa, Nematoda, Chromadorea, Rhabditida, Rhabditidae.
GGUGCUCAAGUUGCCCGACUCUAACCAGACCGCCGAGAAGGACGAAUUCGAGCACCAGCAGAAGGAUCUCGAGGCCAUCUGCAACCCAAUCAUCACCCGCCUCACCAAGGAGCUGGUGCUUGUUUUGAAAAAAGUUGCCCUACCGAUUGCCCGACGAUUCGUCAGCACUACUCGACCGACAAUGAGCGGAAAAUCUGCGCUGGUGCUCCUCGUUGAUGGCACCGAGGAGAUGGAGGCCGUUAUUACGAUGGACAUCUUGCGUCGUGGUGAUGUCAAGGUUACGGCCGCUGGAUUGUCCGGAAGCGGCCUGAUCAAUUGCGCUCGCGACACCAAGAUCACGCCUGACGCCGCGUUCGCUGAUGUCAAGGACAAGAACUUCGACAUGAUCGUCCUCCCCGGUGGCCCCGGCAGCAGCAAAUACGGAGAGUGCCCGGAAGUGGGCAAGCUGCUCCACAAGUACACCGAUAGCGACCGUUUCGUGGCCGCGAUUUGUGCCGCGCCGGACGCCCUUCGAGCACACAAGGUUUCGCCUGGAGCUUCCGUGACCGCCUAUCCUUCGGUGCGUGAAGGAAUCGAAGGUGCCGGCUAUAAGUUCCUCGAGCAAGACGUCGUCGUCGAUAAGAAGCUCAUCACCUCCCGAGGCCCCGGAACUGCUUUCCAAUUCGGACUGAAGCUCGUCGAAGCGCUCCAGGGCAAGGACAAGGCCCAAGAAGUCGCCAAGGCCACCCUCGUCGACUACCAU